AUGACAAUCGACUGUUUUUCAAAUAUCGCUUUCAUUCCCAAUGACAUCUGGGUAGCAAUAACCAUUAAAGUUGCGUCAGACUCCAUUCGUGACCUGUGCAGUCUCAGAAUGACCUGUAAGGUUGCACGCGAUGUGGGAGAGGCCGAUAUUGUUCACCGGAGUGUUUCCAUCCUACCACCGCAUGCCACGCCGUGGUGGUGGUGCCUCAACCCGGAGCCAAAGAGAUUCUUUGAUCGAUGCAUGGUAGCUGGCCAUCCAGAGCUUCUGUUUCAGAAGGCACUUCGGAAACUCUUCAUCAGACGUAACGAAAACGUUGGCCUCCAGAUGCUGAAUAGUGCAACAAGUAUAGGCCAUGCUGCAGCCACAUACGCACUGACCAUGACGUUGCUGCUUCGCACAGACGACAACGACGAAAAACAAAAAGGGCUGGAAUUGUAG
Arachis stenosperma is the source of this 438-nucleotide messenger RNA. Its product is annotated as putative F-box protein At1g67623. Bases 1 to 438 code for a protein of 145 amino acids. Lineage: Eukaryota; Viridiplantae; Streptophyta; Magnoliopsida; Fabales; Fabaceae. The transcript has a single exon. The record is from RefSeq and is a predicted model, not a curated record.